UUUUUAAAUGUUAACGUUACAUUCGAACGUCAAGUAAAGCGUCAUACUACCAUCUACAUACAGAAAAUCGAUAAGUCCAAGUUUCACUUGUUUCUAACCUGUUAUUCUCUUUAAAUCUUCUGAAUGGAACGUAAUGUAGCACUCAUAGUUUCUGUUUUUCACGGAAUAUUAAAAAAUCCUACAGUUUAAAAGUUGUCACUUAUGUGACGUUCUUCUACCUUGGCGUUAUCUAGAAUUGUGUUAAAAAAUUAUUUGCUACAUUUUCUUUUUCAUUAUUACGAUGAUAAAAUAUCAGUAGUAGCCAGAAAUAUAUAAUUCUUACUUACAAUUUUUGACCUUUGGUGCUAACAGUCUGUAUUCUGAACAAUGAUUUGGUCUUGGAGUUGUAUUGCAAAAUUACUUGUUCCUUGUGAAAUUCUACUUGUGACUAAAUUAAUUUUUUGUUUAAUAUCGUUCCAGCAUUGUCUUUCUUCUUUUAGUGCAACUUCAUCUUUUUUGAUUGAAUGUAUAUUUUCUUCUCCAAUAACAGUAUUUUCAUUUUUUCUUGUAAUGAAUUGGUUAUCUUAUUACUUUUACUUGAUAAGUUUUAUAACCAUUUCUAGUCAAUCAAUAUAUUCAAAUGUUUGUAAAUUAAUCCAUUGUGGAAUAACUUGUCAAGUCCCAUUUACUUUAAGUAACAUUGAGUUAUUUGUCUAUACCUAUAUAAGUACGCUUUACUUUUUAGGGUUGUUAAAUGAAAAAGAAUCUGUUUUUGGAGUUAUUUGUUGCUUUUUAAUGUUCUUUUCGUUGUGCCUCUAUCGUUGUGUUCUUUCAUGGAAGGUAUUACGUUUGUCUAAUAACCGUUUUGUACGCUUUUUGCUAGAUGCACGUCUACCUGUAUGCUUAUCUUUAUACGGUUUAUAUAUUACUUGGCUUCUUAGUGUAUGUUUUUAUUUAGGAUCGCAUAUUUUUACAAAAAUAUCCACUUUUAUUCCUAAUACUAUCCUUUGUACUGGUAUUUUUCUUCUACAAGUUCAUAUCAGUUUAAUUCUAGCUUCUUUUAAGCUUUUAAUCUUACCACCUGUUAAAAGUUAUAGUUUGUACAGAAUGAUCUCCAUGUUAUUUUUAUCUAUGGAAGGAAUUAGUUUUCUCCUUAUAUUAUCGUAUUCUGCAUGGAAAUUCUAUUUAAGUGAAUCAUCUCUUGUAUUUCUAGGUUACGCUGAAAUACCAAGUCAUGUUAUAUUCUUAACUGUGAUCUUUUGUCUUCUAUAUAUCUAUGAAAAUUUAUUACCGUCAAUACGAUCGGAAUUAUUUUCUACAGAUAAUAUUACUACUAUUCUACCUUCUGAUUCUUGUAGUCUAUGCACUUUGCCAUUGUUUCAACCAAGUAUUUUAACAUCAGAUAUUGCUAUCAAUUCCAAUGGUGAAUGUUCACAUUUUAUGCAUGUGCCAUGUGCACAAAUUUCGCAAUUGAUCUUAUUCCCUUGUUUGCAAUGUUCUGUAGAAUCUGUUAUUUGUGUACAGGAUACUACUACUAACAGUAGUAAUUCAAUGAAUUUUAAUGAAUUCCACUUAAACUAUGCUAAUUCUGAAGUAUCUAAUCUUUCAAGUUCCCUGGAAGAAUCUUCCUCAAAUUCAUCCAUUUAUGAUGAUAACGAUAUUGAUUUAAGUGUUUAUUUAAAUUUGAAUCAUUUCAAUAAAGCUGAAGUGAAUCGAACAUUACGUAGAUUGGAUGGAUCUAGUUCUUCUUUAUUUUCCAUUGAAGAUGAUGAGGAUGAUGAUGAUGGUGAUGUUGACAAUGAUGUGUUAUCAACAGACAGCGCCGAAUGGAAUUACAAUAAUCCUAGUUGUGAAUCAGAUAUAAGCAGCUUUUAAGGAAACACGAAAACAGAAAAAACCUAUUCAGUAUUAAUACUUUUUUUUCUUUUCUAUUUACUGCAUUUUUUUCCCUUGGAGAAAAAAGAAAUAAUCAUACUACACUUAAUUAAAUCUUUUGCAUUUGUAUAAGUUAAGAAUUAUUUAUAUUACUAUAUUUGACAAUUCAUUAUUCAUAUUUGCACUUACACAAAAUUUGUAUUAUGACUAUUUUUAUUGGAAUAUUUGUUAACAUCUAUUAUAGAAUAAUGUAAUUUUUUUUUUUUGAAAUGUGAUUUGCUUGGCAUAAUGGAAGAAGAUGUGUUCAAUGUUCACUUGUUCUUCUUGUGUUACAAUCAUACACCACAGGGAAUAUUGAAUACAAGAUAAUACUACCGCUGUAGUGAAGGAGAACACAGGUGAGGGCAAUCGAAUUGUAUUUAACGAA
Molecule: messenger RNA, 2281 nt
Organism: Schistosoma turkestanicum
Lineage: Eukaryota; Metazoa; Platyhelminthes; Trematoda; Strigeidida; Schistosomatidae
Source: the annotation of a GenBank genome assembly